Phialemonium atrogriseum is the source of this 1305-nucleotide messenger RNA. RefSeq lists its product as uncharacterized. The transcript has 2 exons. The coding region runs from base 1 to 1305 and encodes 434 amino acids. The record is from RefSeq and is a predicted model, not a curated record. Lineage: Eukaryota; Fungi; Ascomycota; Sordariomycetes; Cephalothecales; Cephalothecaceae.
AUGGAUAACCAGUUUACCGUUGGUGUGGAGUGGGAGUUUUUCUUCUAUUUCAUCGCUGGCAAUCGGCGCGACCCCUGGGAGGGGUUGGAUGCACCUGCGGCAAAUCUCACCCAGCCAUUGUUCCGCACCGACAAGGCCUGGGGGUUUGGAGCCAGGGAGGAAGUGCAUAUGCUCAUCAGGGACCUCAUCGAAACCGAUUCGGAACUCCAAGCAUUGCUGCCGGCGCGCGUGCUAACACACUAUACCUUCUAUACCGAGCGGGUAUUGACAGACGAGCUCUCCCACCACUGGAGCGUGAAGCGGGACUGUUCCCUUAGGCUGGAGCCCGACGAGGAAGGCCAGUAUCUGUGGGAGCAGGUGGAGCUCAACUCUCCCGUGCUGAGCCUGGGUGACCCGAAUGUGCUGCGGGUGCUGGACCGGGCCACGCGGCUGCUGAAGCAGGAGUGCCGGCUCAAGGUCAACAACCGCUGCGCCCUACAAGUCCACGUCGGGUCGAGGACCGACCCCGCCUACACCGCCUUGCACCUGAAGAAGCUUAGGACGCUCCUUUGGCUUGCUGAGGAAUACCUGGACCGACUGUGCCACCCCAGUCGGGGCUGGGCGGACAAGCGGACCGUGUCCUGGACGAACAUGUACCGGCCCAAGCUGAGUGCCCGGUCGAGGCUCGCCGAGAUGGAUGUCAUCUGGACGGCGGAAGUGGCGAGCGACCUCCUCGAGGACCAUAGGAAGUGGAUGGGGGAGGCGGUCAGGCAGGCCCCGCCCAACGUGGAGCUCAAGAGGCGGUUCAUGGUCUUGUGGAGCGACAAGAAUAGCACCGUUGAUGCCGUUGCACACUUGCUCGUUGCCGAGAACGAUUAUGAGAGGCUGGCAUACAACCUCAGGGGUCUGUAUCGCUCGGCGGUGGCGCCGACGACUAACUCCCAGUACAAGAAUACCAUCGAGUUCCGGAUGAUGGAAGGCACGCUGAACCCAAACACGGUAGUCCACUGGGCCAAAGCAUGCGCCCAGAUAGUGCAGUGGGCCCGGGACGCCAGCGAGGCCGACUUCGGGCGCGUGGUGUUCAACCUCCUCCUCCGGGUUCAGGCCAGGGCCGGGCUCGGGACAGAUGAUCUCGGCGAGCGCGCUCUGAGGCUACUGGAGGACGUGGGAUGCGAGCCCGCCACCGUCGGGCACUUUGGCGAGAAGAUGCACGGGGGCCACCACUUGCGCUGCUGCGAUCACUCGGGCCCCGAGCUGGGCGACGUCGUGCCCGCGCGGUGCCGGGUCGGGGGACAUAAUGCGGAUGCGUUUUCUGCGGGGGUGUAG